AACGCCUCUGCCCCAUGAGGAACAAGUUUCAAGAUGUCGGCGUGAACACGUUUUCUUUAAAAUUUGUUGGAAAAGUGACAUAUACUAGUGAAACGCAUUUGACAAUUAAUUUUAUUCCAUUGUUCAUUGAUAGUGUUUUGCUUCAUAGCAGUUUUUGGGGGACACUCGGUGGACAUAUAUAUUGUAAAAGAGACAAGACUUGAGGCUGAUGACUUGAAAUCCUGGUUUUGAAGAGGAAACGAAAGUAAAUGAUGAACUGCUCAUGUGUCACCUACAGUAAUUGGGUUAAAAAAUAAUGACAGAAGAUGCUCAGGAUUCAUCAGCCUCCCCUACAGCAACCAGAGAGCCAAUAAUGAAUGAAAAGUCUGUUAAUAGUGAUGAAUUUCGUAAGCCUCUUUCUGUAAAAAAAUCAGAGAAGGCUGCAAAACGUAAAUUAAGUUCGGUGACUGAUAAAGAUGCAACGCACAGUGCACAGAAAAAAAAGAAAAAGACAGACAAACCAAAAAAGAAAAAAGAAAGUAAAGGUGAAAAUGAGGAUGCCUCUGAAAGUGUAGAUAGUGGUUGUAUAGCAGAUAUUUCUGGUGAUGUUACGGACUGGCCUCAGGUUGAAACUGCAGUAUUAGAAGAAAGAAAUUAUGUUCUUAGUUUACUUAGUUGGCUUCCAGAUUUUGAAUGGGUUGUUCCAGAUUUAAAGAAACCUAAACCGUCCCCAGAAGAAUCUUCUAAAGACGAAAGUAGUGGUAAAGGAAAAGCAGCUAGUAAAAAAAAGGGAGAAUUUGCUGGGACGAAAGCAAAAUUGCGAGAGUUUUUAAAUGAAGCUGAUGAAAUAGACACCUUACGUGACAGAUAUACUUCAAUGUUACAAGAGUUACGGAAGGGCAGAAGAGACAAAAAGAAAGAAGGAAAAUUGCAAAGAAAACUAAAGAACUUGAAUAGAAGAAAUAAGAAGAAUGCAAAUCGACAGAGGAAACUUGAACAGGCUGAAAUCUUUGCCAAAAAGCAUGAAAAGGUCGAAAAAAAUAAGAAAAAUAUGCUGCAGAAAAAGAUAUUUAAUGAGAAAGGCAAGCUGGUCUUCAGUAAAUUUGAUUUUUCAAGUGGUGGUGGUAAUUCGACAAAGGCAAAGAAUCUUGAAAUUAAGGUUGCACAAGCCCUUAAAGAAAGAGAAAUGAGAAAAAAGUUGGAGAUGGAAGGAGAUUUCAAAGGAGCUGCAGAAUUAAAAGAGAUUGAAGCUUGGUCUGGAGCUUUGAAGAGGGCUGAGGGUGCUAAGGUACGAGAUGAUAUAGACUUACUCCAGAAGUCUCUAAAGAAGAAAGAGCAUCGUAAGAAGAUGAGUAAAAAACGAUGGGAAGAACGAUCAGCAGCAGUGGAGAAGAAAAUGAUGGACAAACAAAUGAAAAGAAAUGAAAACUUAAAAGCAAGGAGAGAUGCAAAAGUUGAAAAGAAAUUCAAGAAAAUGAAAAGGAAAGGCCAUGUUGUACCAGGAUUUUGAAGUAGUCUGCUUUAAAACUACUAAAAUUUGUUUAAUGUGUUAUACACAUUUGAAGUGUGAUAUUGUUGCUUAAAUUUUUUUAAAAAUUAUGGUACGAAAGAAUUGUAAGUGGGUGCAAAUUAGAGGAUUGUAAAAAUAAAAACCUUUAAUAUACA
Macrobrachium nipponense is the source of this 1644-nucleotide messenger RNA. RefSeq names its product surfeit locus protein 6 homolog. The coding region runs from base 296 to 1489 and encodes 397 amino acids. The record is from RefSeq and is a predicted model, not a curated record. Gene Ontology annotation, cellular component: nucleolus. NCBI's taxonomy places the organism in Eukaryota, Metazoa, Arthropoda, Malacostraca, Decapoda, Palaemonidae. Gene Ontology annotation, molecular function: RNA binding; DNA binding. The transcript has 10 exons. Gene Ontology annotation, biological process: ribosomal small subunit biogenesis; ribosomal large subunit biogenesis.